Messenger RNA from [Torrubiella] hemipterigena, 1809 nucleotides. NCBI's taxonomy places the organism in Eukaryota, Fungi, Ascomycota, Sordariomycetes, Hypocreales, Clavicipitaceae. The record is from the annotation of a GenBank genome assembly.
AUGGCUCUCGUAUCACUAUCCCACGACUUGAAGCUAUACCUUAUGCGCGGCAUGGCGCCAUAUGAUGUCGAAGGCCUCGCUCUGACAUGUCGAGACAUGCUUAGCGUUGCGCAGGAGGCCAUGAGCGAGCGCCAAUACCAGCUGCGGAAGCGAUACCACACUGUAGAAACCGGUGUAGGCAUACCGCAUUCUAUUCCAGAGCUUCUCUGCCAUAUUGCGGCGGAUCCGGAGAUUGCCCAGCACAUUGUGCAUCUCGAUUUAAACAAUCGAAUACGACUGAGGCCUUACGGCCACGAAAUCGAAGACAGUGCCAAACAAAAUAUGGAGGAUGGAUCUAACGCCUUACGCAAACUGAUUGAUGAAUCGACUCACAUUGCCAAGCUUAUCGAUUACCCAGACUUUGCGCAAGAGCUAUUUGAGCACAUGAACAGCGAGAAUCGUGAGACCCUCGUGGUGGACGCACCACUCGUAUUUCUCUUGUCCUUGCUGCCGAAUCUCGAAUCAAUCGCUCUUUCUGGAGACUGGGUUGUUGGUACCGCCGCGCCAGAUAUCCGCCACAGGUGGCAUGAGCCUGCAAAUGCCCAGCUUGAUAGAUUCGAGAGUGGCACCCGCGAUCUCAUGGCAUUGCUUGUGGAACGUGCCAACGAUGAGACUCUCGUGGGGGAGCCACUGUCUAAACUGCGCGUCCUACAUCCGAUGAGGGAUGUAGAUACACAGUUUGGUGUGGAUAUGAUAGCAGUACUGCCGUUUCUUGCUCUGAAGUCUCUACGUGAGGUGCACUACGCAUAUGGAUACUGUGACCCGCCAAAAAUGGAAGAUGAUGCUCCUCAAAACAACAACGAAGAGGCAGUUGAGAAUGGCGCAGAAGACGGCGUCGAAAAUAUCGAAAAUGAGGAUAAUGGGCAAUACAGUCAAAACAGUGACGACGCUGGCAAUGGUGAGGGCCAGGACAGUGGCACUGAAGGCAACGAGGCAGAUGAUGAUGACGUCGGGAGUGAAGAUGAUGCCAACGAAGAUGGCGCAGGACAGGACGACGACCAUGACGAUGAUGACGAUUCGUACUAUUCUGAAGACGAAGAAUCAGUCCAAGACUACGAAGGCCCCGAGGACUACUUUCCCUACGCAUAUUAUAUCCACGACAUAAAAAGUCGAGUCUUGUGCGCGAGAUAUCCCGUCCUCGGGCCCAACAUCGAAUCCAUGAGACUAGAAGAGUGCAACAUGGAGGCAGGCGCUAGCGAACUCUUCUUCCGCCAUAUGAAGCGCCUGAAGACGCUGCACUUUGAGUAUUCCAUGAAGGAUGAGCAUGGCUCUUACUGGGACGUCAAUGGCUUUGUUCGGGACCUGGCCAACGAACUGGGGUCCACGCUCGAAACGCUCGUCCUUGCUGCUGGCUACGUGAGCGAUGACAGUUAUGUUAUCCGCCAGCGCAUGCACGGCUUCAAGGUGCUGAGGCAUAUGGAACUCAGUACCGUCUUUUUCGUCAAUGGCAUUGCGUGCAUUGGAGGUGACUCUGCGGACUCGAGGGAAGAUGAUGGCAUUACCGUUGAUCCCCUGCGCCCGCUGACCCUCCUGCUGCCGCCAAGCCUCGAGUCGUUCCGCCUCGUGGUACCAGUCUGUGACUUUGAAAUAAUGAAGGUGUUGUUUAAAGGGUUUCAGGAGGACCGACAAGAGUUUCUGCCGCGGCUGGCCAAGGUCGAGGUGGAGGUGAGAGUCUCAUCGUAUUAUGGUCGAGAACUGCCGGAUGCGGAGGAGAAAAAGGCUCUCAUCUGGGAAUUUGCUCGCGAAAAUGGAUUCACCGUCAUUGAUUAG